Molecule: messenger RNA, 2322 nt
Organism: Paramormyrops kingsleyae
Lineage: Eukaryota; Metazoa; Chordata; Actinopteri; Osteoglossiformes; Mormyridae
Gene: utp4
Product: UTP4 small subunit processome component
Biological process (GO): maturation of SSU-rRNA from tricistronic rRNA transcript (SSU-rRNA, 5.8S rRNA, LSU-rRNA)
Cellular component (GO): 90S preribosome; t-UTP complex; small-subunit processome
Molecular function (GO): RNA binding; protein binding
Source: RefSeq, a predicted model, not a curated record
CCAUACGCAGGCAAACUGCGGCUUUCAUUUCCGGGUGGAAGGUCAUCCACGUGGUGGUCUGCAAAAUUUAGCGUGCUGGACUUUUAUAGUAUGGGAGUCAGUUUGUAACAAAAUAAGGUGAUUAACUGGAAAAGUUGAAGAUUAAGUAUGGGGGAGUUUAAAGUACAUCGCGUCCGAUUCUUCGACUACAUGCCGUCGGGGAUCCGAUGUAUGGCGUUUAACCAGAGGACGGAGAGACUUGCUCUAGCGAGGCUUGACGGCACGGUGGAGAUAUUCAACUUCUCUGACAGAUACUUUCAAGAGAAGGUGAUUCCAGGGAACGACGCGAGGUCUGUGGAGGCCAUAUGUUGGGUGGCGAACCGGCUCUUCACCACAGGGCUGAACGGAGAAAUAACGGAGUAUGACCUGGAGAACCUGUGUCCGAAAUACUCCGUAGAUGCUUUUGGGGGGCCUAUUUGGACAGUAGCCUGCAACGCCCUGGGGACACACUUGGCGGUUGGUUGUGAAGAUGGAUCAGUGAAAUUGUUUGAAGUCCUUCCAGAGAAAAUCCGUUUUGAGAAAAAUCUAGAUAGACAGAAAGGGCGCAUCCUCUCUCUCUCAUGGCAUCCGUCUGGCACACGGAUCGUCGCUGGAUCGCUCGACGUGAUCAACAUUUUUGAUGUCCAGUCAGGUCACAUGAUGCAGCGGAUGUUGGUUGACCGUGGCACGGUGAACUCUCGAACGCGCGAAUGCGUGGUCUGGAGCGUGUUCUUCCUGUCCGAUUUCACCAUCAUCAGCGGUGACUCGUCUGGAAAAGUGCAGAUCUGGGACAGUCACACGGGUACCCUCAACAAAGCGCACCUGGUCUCCAAGUGGGAUGUUCUGGCUCUUUCCCUGUCCCAGGAUGAGAGCAGUCUGCUGGCAGGAACCUCAGAAGGUACCGUGGUGCAGUUCCAGUUCCUCUCGCCCACCCUGGGGGCGAGCGAAAAGGAAUGGGUCAGAACCAGAACCUUUAAGCACCACACGCAUGAUGUGCGAGCAGUGGCAGAGAUCGGCACUGCAGUCGUGUCUGGAGGUGUAGACACACAGCUGGUAGUGCGCCCUCUUCUGGACAAGGUGGAUGUAAAGUCUUAUGACACUGGGCUGCGUAAGAUCCAAUUUCCCCACCGCCCCCUGGUGUCAUGUGCCGCGAAGGCGGGGCUACUGCUCUUCCAGUUUCCUGUCCAGCUGGAGCUGUGGAGACUGGGGGAGGGUGAAGGCCCGGGGAGACCUGGGCACAGUUUAAUUGUUACGAGAAAACCUGAGAAGCUUCUGCAGUUGAAGAGAAAGGGUGAAGACCACAUCUGCUGCAGUGCCAUCUCGCCCUGCGGGAGCUGGGUGGUCUACUCCACGGUGUCGAGCAUACGACUCCACCGGCUGCAGUACGACGGCAGCAACAUCAGCAUCGCCAAGGUACCCCGGCUCCCCAAGGUCCUACGGUCCGCCCACCAGCUCUGUUUCUCUGCCGAUUCCUCCAGGCUAUUCGUUGCCUCAUCCCGGUCAACGGUUCACGUGAUUGCUCUCAGCCAAUCUGAGUGCAAGUAUUUGCAUACAUUCAAGUCCAGUUCAGGUUCCACUGAGCCGAUGCACCUUUUGGCGGCCAGCGCGGACGGCAGAUGGCUGGCUGCGGCCAAUCGCGCUUGUGAGGUGCACGUCUACAACGUGCGCAGCCGGAAGCCCCACUGCAUUGUGCCCUUGUACGGCUCGUGUCCAACCGCAAUGGCCAUCCACCCAAGCACCAACAACCUACUUAUGGUGCAUGCAGACCAGCUGAUAUUCGAGUACAGCAUAGAGGAGAAGCAGUACACAGACUGGAGCCGUAGGGUGCAGAAGGAGGGCCUUCACCGACUCUGGCUGGAGAGGGACACGCCGGUCACUGGUGUAACCUUCAACCCCAGCAAUGCUUCCCAGUUCCUCCUGCACGACACUUAUAUGUUCUGCAUCGUGGACCAGCGCCUGCCUCUUCCAGACCAGAAGGCUCAGCUCUAUAACCAGCUGACCCUUAAGAGCCUCUCAGAGCAGGAUCGGAAGAGUUACUCACACGCCUUCAAGUUCUGCAAGAAAUACCAGCCCCUGCUCUGUGUAAGUGUAUUGGAGGAUCAGUCCGUCGUGGUGGUGGAGCGCCCCCUGUUGGACAUUGCCACCCAGUUGCCAGCUCCAGUAAGACAGAAGAAAUUUGCCACAUGAGGAUUUUCCUUUCCCGUGUGCGUGUUCCUGAUCCCUGCGUUCUCCUGCCUCCUCAUCCUCCGCAAAAACUAAUGUGUUCAAUGAAAUAAUAAAUUAAAUAUUUAGUUAAAAAAAUAA